This is a messenger RNA of Alligator mississippiensis (American alligator), 1704 nucleotides long. RefSeq names its product olfactory receptor 10V1-like. The record is from RefSeq and is a predicted model, not a curated record. Gene Ontology annotation, molecular function: G protein-coupled receptor activity; olfactory receptor activity. Gene Ontology annotation, biological process: G protein-coupled receptor signaling pathway. NCBI's taxonomy places the organism in Eukaryota, Metazoa, Chordata, Crocodylia, Alligatoridae. The coding region runs from base 78 to 1052 and encodes 324 amino acids. Gene Ontology annotation, cellular component: membrane. The transcript has a single exon.
GCGUAAGAUAGCUUUUGCCCAAAACUGUAACUCCUUCCCUCUUUUGUCUCUCAGCAGGUUUUCUGUGAGCUGGGUCCAUGGCGGGUGAAAAUCAGAUCAUGCCAAUACAAUUCCACUUCUGCCCCUUUUCAAACGUUCAUGAGGUGCAGCUGCUGAUUUUUGUGAUCCUUCUGCUCAUGUACCUGAUCAGCCUCUGUGGAAAUUCUGCUGUUGUUCUCGUUGUCUGCACCAAACGUUCCCUCCACACCCCCAUGUAUUUCUUCCUGGCCAACCUAGCAGCAAUGGAGAUGUGCUACUCCUCUGUCAUUGCCCCCUUAGCCCUGGCCAACCUCCUAUCAGGGAGGAAGGCCACCAUCUCCCUCACUGGCUGUGGCACCCAGAUGUUUUUCUUCAUCUUCUUGGGUGGGGCUGACUGCACACUCCUGGCCAUCAUGGCAUUUGAUCGCUAUGUAGCCAUCUGCCACCCGCUGCGUUACACCCUCAUCAUGAGCUGGACAGUCUGUGUGCGCCUUGUGGCUGCAUCCCUGGUGCUGGGGAUCCUGCUGGCCCUGCAGUUUACUAUUUUGCUGUUCCACCUGCCUUUCUGUGGUACUAACAAUAUCAACCACUUCUACUACGAUGUACUGCCUGUGCUGCAGCUGGCAUGUGCUGACACAAAGAUCCACCAGGCAGCAGUUUUUGCACUCUGCAUCAUAAUCCUGGCCAUUCCCUUCCUGCUCAUCUGCAUCUCUUAUAUCUUCAUUGUGGAUGCCAUCCUGAAAAUCCGCUCUUCAGCCGGCCGACACCGGGCCUUCUCCACCUGCUCCUCCCACCUGACAGUUGUCCUCCUGCAGUACGGCUGCUGUAGCUUCAUCUACCUGCGCCCCAGCUCCAGCUACUCCCCACAGCAAGGCCGGGUGGUGUCCGUGGUCUACACCUUUGUGACUCCCAUGCUGAAUCCUCUGAUCUAUAGCAUGAGGAACAAGGAGCUGAAGGAUGAUCUGAGCAGAGUGCUGGGGAGGAAAGUGAUACCUCAAAUAAGUGAUAGCUUUGGAACAUCUUUCCAUAAAUGACACCCUUUGCUGGAGCUGUGUAAGUGGCUGAGAGGGUUGGUGGAUUCAAGUUUUGUAAAGUGGGGUGCAGGAGCUGCAGGGUGACUGCAGAGGUGGCUGCACCCCUUGCUCCCAGCCUCCCCUUCAACAAUGGAUUAGGCAGAUCAUGUAGCAGGAGCAGCAGCUGGAGAUUUUCUUUAAGUCUCCAAAGCAGGUCUCCUACUCUUGGCACCCCUUCUUCAACAGCACCUUCCCUCCCCUCACAUUUCCUCCCCUCCCCUUCUCUAAUUCUACCUCUUGGCACAGGAAAGGGAGACCCACUCCCCACUGCUGCUGUCCUGGCCAUUUCUGCCUCACUCCAGCCAGGGCUGUGGGAAGCAGCUGCAUGGGGAACCAGGUUUGGCCAGGGACAGUGGCAGCUGUGGGCAGGUUCUCCAUCCCUGCAUCUUCUUCCUGGCUGCUGGGGAGCAUGUGAGGGGGCUGGGCAGGAAGGGGGAACUCCUUCAUUGCCACCAGUGCUGCUGUCCCUGGCUGCUUCCACACAAAGCUGGUCCCUGCAGUCCUGGUUGGAGCAGGUCAGGAGUGGCUCUGAGGCUCCCCCUGCCCCUGGUUCAGCCAGGGACAGUGACAGCAGCACUCCCCUUCCUGCACCCAGAGGUAUAUGUAAAGAGGG